Molecule: messenger RNA, 621 nt
Organism: Botrytis deweyae
Lineage: Eukaryota; Fungi; Ascomycota; Leotiomycetes; Helotiales; Sclerotiniaceae
Exons: 2
Coding region: 1-621 (206 amino acids)
Source: RefSeq, a predicted model, not a curated record
AUGUCCCAACAAUCAGAACACAACAUCCAGGUCACCGAGGCCUCCCAGGAGAACGGCUUUUUUGAAGAGUUCGAUGAACUCUUCAAUAAAGAAUAUGAAAAAGUCGAAGCAGCCGCCGCCGCUGCCCCCUCCCUCGCUUCCGAGCCUCAAGCGGGCGCGCCGCUUGCUGAAAACGGCCAGGUGGACGAGACCUCCGAAGUUGACGGUUUCUACUACGACUUCGAGAUGGACAUCGAGAUAGCGCAAGAAGCUGUUGCCCCUGCUGUCCUCGCACCUGAGCCACAAGCUGAAAAUGGCCAGGUUGACGAGGACGCAGAGGGUAACGGCUUCGAUGCUGAAUUCGAUGCUGACUUCAAUGCUGAAUAUGAUGAAGCAUAUGAAGAGGAGCAGAGAAAUGCCGCCGCUGGUGCCGUUGCCCCUGUCGCCCCGGCACCUAAGCGAAAAGCGAACGAUGCGCUUGUCAAAAGCUUGGGCAUUAUUCUUACCACCGCCGAAAUGCGAGCAAGGGCACGAGUCUGGCAAGAGAGAAGAGAAAAAGCAGAAAGAGAGGAAAGGGAGAGAAGAAUCGCUAGUUACCAGGCAAGUGGUACAUCGAUUGACGAAGCUAUCUGCUUGGACUGA